Molecule: messenger RNA, 560 nt
Organism: Carcharodon carcharias (great white shark)
Lineage: Eukaryota; Metazoa; Chordata; Chondrichthyes; Lamniformes; Lamnidae
Product: 40S ribosomal protein S15a
Exons: 5
Coding region: 132-524 (130 amino acids)
Biological process (GO): translation
Cellular component (GO): ribosome; cytosolic small ribosomal subunit
Molecular function (GO): structural constituent of ribosome
Source: RefSeq, a predicted model, not a curated record
GCCGCUUCCUCCUCUUUCGCCAUAUUGACGACGCGGUAAGAUGUCGGCAGCGCCGGGCUGGCGGUAACCCGUCGGAUAUCAGCGCCAUCCUAAGGAGUGGUGUUGUUUGUUCCCAUUUCGCUCCAAGCAUCAUGGUGCGCAUGAAUGUUCUCGCCGAUGCCCUUACAAGCAUCAACAACGCAGAGAAACGUGGAAAACGGCAGGUUCUCAUCCGACCAUGCUCCAAAGUGAUCGUGAGAUUCCUGACUGUAAUGAUGAAGCAUGGCUACAUUGGAGAGUUUGAGAUUAUUGAUGACCACAGGGGUGGGAAAAUAGUUGUCAAUCUCACAGGCAGACUGAACAAGUGCGGUGUCAUUAGCCCCAGAUUCGAUGUUCAAGUAAAGGAACUAGAAAGGUGGCAGAACGGUCUCCUGCCUUCUCGUCAGUUUGGGUACCUCGUUCUAACGACCUCAGCUGGCAUCAUGGACCAUGAAGAGGCCAAGCGAAAACAUACAGGAGGAAAAAUCCUAGGAUUCUUUUUCUAAAACUUAAUACCAGUCUAUAAUAAAACAUUGAAACCA